Messenger RNA from Salarias fasciatus (jewelled blenny), 2742 nucleotides. RefSeq names its product solute carrier family 22 member 16 (gene slc22a16). The transcript has 8 exons. Gene Ontology annotation, biological process: transmembrane transport. The record is from RefSeq and is a predicted model, not a curated record. Gene Ontology annotation, cellular component: membrane. Lineage: Eukaryota; Metazoa; Chordata; Actinopteri; Blenniiformes; Blenniidae. Gene Ontology annotation, molecular function: transmembrane transporter activity. Bases 66 to 1775 code for a protein of 569 amino acids.
GUGUGAGCCGCUGCCCUCCGCCGGGACCCUGAGCGCGCGCCGCGGAGCAGACCCACCGCAGCAGCAUGACGGUCGAGAGGAUCUUCGACGAACUCGGACAUUUCAAAAGAUUUCAGGCUUGUCUGUAUUUUGCAGCAGCCUUUCAGGCCAUAGCAUGCGGAAUCCACUACCUUGCCUCUGUCUUCCUGGUGGAGACUCCAAACUUUGUGUGCGGCGUUCCCGGCAACAUCACCCACGUCCUGUACGGAAACAUGACCGGGUCCAGCCUGGAGGAGAUCCUGCCGGUCUUCAAAAGCGGACCCGUGGUGGUGAAGACGGCGGACGGGGAGCAGUGGGAGCUCAGCCGCUGCCGUAGUGCACUACGCAUCGAGCCGGCGGACUUCACCUAUGACUUUCACGGCAACAAAACCGUGAGCGCCUGCGCCGGGAAGUUUGUUUUCGACCACAGCGAAGUUCGGCAGAACAUCGUGACGGACUGGGACUUGGUGUGUGACCGAGAGUGGCUGGCCAAGCUGUGUCAGCCCACCUUCAUGCUGGGCGUGCUGAUCGGAGCGCUGGUGUUCGGGGACGUUGCUGACAGAGUUGGUCGCGUUAGGAUUCUGAUGUUCACCAGCCUCUCUCAGUUUGUGCUCGGGGUGCUGGUCGCCUUCUCAGGAAACUACUAUUUGUUUAUGGUGCUCCGCUUUCUUCUCGCAAUGGUGUCCAGCGGAUACUUGGUGGUGGUGUUUGUCUACGUGACAGAGUUCACCGGAAGCAAGGUGCGCACCUGGACCUCCAUGCACGUGCACGCACACUUUGCCGUUGGCGUCAUGGUGGUGGCUCUGACCGGGUACCUGGUGCGGGUCUGGUGGAUCUACCAGAUCAUCCUCUCCACCUGCACCUCUCCCUUCCUGCUCUUCUGCUGGAAGUUCCCCGAGACGCCCUUCUACUUGUUGACAAAGGGCCGCUACAAGGAUGCUCAGGCCCUGCUGGACGCCAUGGCGCGUUUCAACGGGCUGGAAUGCCGGCUGAAGGCAGAGCAGCUGAUGGAGAUCGAGAAGAGCGACAAGGCCGCCGCUCUGCUGGAGCAGGAGGCGGAGGGCCAGCCGGCACAGCCGGAGAAGAAGCUGUCCAUCCUGGACCUGUUUGGCAGCUGGAGGAUGGCGGGCCGUACGUGCACGGUGUGGUCCAUCUGGUUUAUCGGCAGCCUGGGCUACUACGUCUUCUCUCUGGGUUCGGUCAGCCUGGGAGGAAAUCAGUACAUGAACCUCUUCCUUGUUGGUGCCGUGGAGUUGCCCUCCUACAUGGUUGGCUGCUUCGCCAUGGACCGGAUCGGGAGGAGGAUGACUUGUGCUCCGGCUCUGCUCCUGGCCGGGGUGACUUGUAUACUCAUCAUCGUGGUUCCUGAAAUAGAAGCCCUGGCUAUCGCCCUCAGCAUGAUUGGAAAGUUUGCCAUCGCCAUUGCCUUUGGCCUCAUCUACCUGUACACCUGUGAGCUCUAUCCAACAAUAAUCAGGUCUCUGGCAGUCGGUACUGGCAGCAUGAUGUGCCGUGUCGGCAGCGUGGUUGCACCUUUCUGCGUGUAUCUAGCUGAUGUCUGGCAGUACCUACCUCAAGUCAUUGUGGGAAUCCUGGCUUUCAUCAUCGGAGUGCUGACGUUGUUGUUGCCAGAGACUUUGGGUCAACCUCUGACAAACACCUUAGAAGAGGCCGAAUCUCUGGGACGAAAGCCCAAGACGAAGCAGUCUCCCCUGAGGAAUCGAGACGCCGAGGACGGGCUGGAGAUGAAACCAUAAGAAGGAAAGGAACGAGGAACCGAGCUGCCAAAAACCACAACACAACGUGGCUGAUUUAUUCGAUCGUUUUAAAGAGUGAAAACAAGAUUUAGUCACAAGUCUUAAAACGACUUUGUUGACAUGUUGCUCUUCAAGACGACCAACAAAUCUGUGCUUUAGGAACUUUUACAAACUUGCUUGCGUCCAUUCAGGCCUCAGUGCAUGAAAAGAUCAAAGAAAUAUUGAGGACAUAUUAUUUUAAUUUCAUUUCAGUUGUAAUAUCAUUUUUUCUACUUCUGUCAACACCAUUCUCAUCCAUUUACCUGUAAAUAUAUUGGACAUAACAACACUGCUGAGUCAGCAGAAAAUGAACCUUCAGGGAAUCAGACGCUUUAUUUAUGGGAACAUCACAGUUAAAUUAGACACUGUGUGAGAUUGCUUAUGUCUCUUUUUUUGUGUAAGGUUUCAUCACCGUAGUCUGACUGACGUUCUGCACUUCAGUGGCGUUUUUCCUAAAAGUCUUGAUGGUCAUAAUUCUUCUGCUUUUAAACAAAGGCGUCUGCGAUUUAGUUACCGCUCGAGGCCCUGUUUACAGGAUGAUGACUGAAUACGCCGUUUCAGUGUUUUUGUUUCAGAAAGGUUUCGUGUUCAGAUGUUACGUCAAUAGUGGGGGCUGUGGUUUUGUGUAACAACUACGAAUACGAGUGUAUUCACACCGAGAACAAGACGUCAAAUUCAAACUCCUGGUACACUUUAUGAGAAGCGUGGUUCAGUUCAAAAGGGCGAACAGCACAAAGCGCCUGGUUACAACAUUUUGAAAACUAAUUGCUAUGUGCAGAUCAUGACUGCGCCUUAGAUAUUUGAAUAGUUAUGCAUGCCCCAUAUUUAAUUUUACCUAUUAAAACAAUACCAUAAUGUUCAUAUCUCAAAGAAGUGCCUUUAAAAAAACAAAACAUAUACAGUGAGUCAGCAUUUAGCUGCUUUAAUC